This is a messenger RNA of Babesia microti strain RI, 843 nucleotides long. Its product is annotated as protein phosphatase. Gene Ontology annotation, molecular function: protein serine/threonine phosphatase activity. The transcript is spliced from 6 exons. The record is from RefSeq and is a predicted model, not a curated record. The coding region runs from base 1 to 843 and encodes 280 amino acids. Gene Ontology annotation, biological process: protein dephosphorylation. Lineage: Eukaryota; Apicomplexa; Aconoidasida; Piroplasmida; Babesiidae.
AUGAUAUAUGGAUUCCAUUCUGUCAAAGGGAUCCGCAAGCAGAUGGAGGAUGCCAUUUUGAUAUUUCCAUCUCUCAGAACUAUCAAUCCUAAUUUGCAACUAGAAAUAGCUCUAUUUGGUAUAUUGGAUGGGCAUGGAGGAAUGGAUAUAGUGAAGUUUGUCGAGGCAAAUUUACCAUUUGAAAUUGCCAACCAAUUAUCUUUAAUAAAUGGAUCAAUGGAUUAUACAAUAAAGAAGGCAUGUAAUCAGGCGUGGAAGGUCAUUGACGAAAGAAUUUCUAACGAAUUAUCAGAGGCAAAGGAUGGAUGUACCGCAUUAAUCACAUUAGUUACAGAUGAAUAUUUUUAUAUUGCCAAUAUGGGAGAUUCAGCCGCCUAUCUUUGCCGCGUGAUCAACUCAGUAGUGCAUUCGAUUCCAUUGAAUGAUGUGCAUAGAACUUGGGUUAAUUGUGAAAAGGAGAGGAUACUCAAUAUGGGCGGAUCUAUCGAGGGGGGGAGGGUUAAUGGCGUGUUACAAGUUACUAGAUCCUUCGGCGACCUUCAUCUUAAAAAAUAUGGUAUAAUUGCCAGUGUAAACUACAAAAAAAUCAAAAUAGAUACAUCACUCGAUAAAUUUGUCAUCCUGGCUUGCGAUGGGUUUUGGGAUAGCGUAGGUUCGUUGGAUGCGUGCCACAAAACUAUCCAAUAUCUCAAAGAUAGCGAGAGAUGCUCGCUGGAGGUUGUAAAGGACAAUACCAGCACGUUAGAUGAUGUUUGUCGUAGGCUGGUUGACUUGGCCCUGUCUAACAAAUCACAGGACAAUGUAAGCGUUCUGAUAAUCUGCAUUGGAAAGACCACAAAUUAA